AUGAAGUUUCUUUGUCUUCACGGUGCCAUUGGCAAUAUUCAUAAUCUCAGUAUCCAACUGUCACCCUUGCAGAAGGAAUUGGAGUCAGAUAAUUCUGCUUCAUUCCAUUACAUCAAUGCACCAGUGAAGAUUACCCCUCCUCCAGGAUUUGAGGAAUACUUUGGCACUGGCCUACUUUAUCGAUGGGCAGACGAUGGAGGUGCUGCUGAAGAUUCUAUGAUCAGCCGCGUUCGUAAAAUCCCUGAGGGUAAUAAUCCCGAGGAUGUGAUGCGAGAUCUUAUCGGAGAUCGCGAUGUUGUCUGGCUGAAUUACAAGGAAGUAAUGGACUUUUUAUACGAAACAAUGGAGAGUGACCCCGAGAUUCAAGGAAUCAUUGGAUACAGCGAGGGGGCCUCAAUUGCAGCUACUCUUAUUUUAGAUGAACAGAAACGUCUUGCAGCCACUGGUCGUCCACGUCGAGUCAAAUGCGCUUUGUUUUUUACUGGUUGGCCUCCGAUGCAUCCGGUUGAUGGAGUGCUUCUCGCAGACGAGACUGACGUUAUGAUCGACGUUCCCAGUCUGCACGUCGUUGGUGCAAAUGAUCCUUUCCGACACGGUGCAUACGCUCUAUACAAUGUUUGCGAUCCUGAUACUGCGGCAUUUUUUGAUACAGGCAAGGGACACACCAUUCCUCGGUCUGGACUUGUCAUUCAUGAGCUAGGGGAUGCUGUUCGAGGUCUCAUGAACAAGGCAUUACACCCUGAAGAUCUCUAA
Penicillium malachiteum is the source of this 753-nucleotide messenger RNA. RefSeq lists its product as uncharacterized. NCBI's taxonomy places the organism in Eukaryota, Fungi, Ascomycota, Eurotiomycetes, Eurotiales, Aspergillaceae. The transcript is spliced from 5 exons. Gene Ontology annotation, cellular component: nucleus; cytoplasm. The record is from RefSeq and is a predicted model, not a curated record. Bases 1 to 753 code for a protein of 250 amino acids.